Messenger RNA from Mytilus trossulus (common blue mussel), 1938 nucleotides. Its product is annotated as nucleoporin Nup43-like. The record is from RefSeq and is a predicted model, not a curated record. Gene Ontology annotation, cellular component: nuclear pore outer ring. NCBI's taxonomy places the organism in Eukaryota, Metazoa, Mollusca, Bivalvia, Mytilida, Mytilidae. The transcript has 8 exons. Gene Ontology annotation, molecular function: protein binding. The coding region runs from base 66 to 1199 and encodes 377 amino acids.
UGGAAUCCAUUCCGGAAAAAAUCCGUCAUCGUUCCGGGUGUUCCCGCCAUGUGCAAAUUUUGAAAAUGGCUGACAUAAGAGCAACUUUUGUUUCACAGAAAAUCAGCAAAAUAAGAUGGAAAAACAUUGUAAAAAAUAGUCUUGAGGGACCAGACACGUUUGUCACAGGAAGCUGGGAUGAUGAGGAAAAUAAAGUAUGUUUAUGGAAAGUAAAUAGAGAAAAGAAAUUUGAUGAAGGAGAUGGCAGGGGAACAGAAGGGGAUGUUGAUAACGACCCGAUUCCUAUUUGUGAGGCCUCUCAUAUAGGAGAUGUAACAGGGCUAGAGUUCAUUUCAGAAGAUCACAUUGUAUCAUCUUCAUCGUCUGGAACAGUCACAUUAUAUAAACAUCACACAAGCUCACAGACACUUGGUAACUCCCAUCAGUGGGAGAGGCUUCAUCAUCACUGUAACAAACCAUGUCCAUGUACCUGUCUGGCCGUCAGAGAAGACUGCAUUAUUACAGCUGGGGAAGAUGGCAGGAUUAAUGUACUAAAUAUAGCUCAGAAAGAUCCAAAUAGAACAAUAGGAAAAGCUGACAGCUGUACAGUGAACGGUGUAAUAUUCCUGAAACAGUUUGAAUUUCUUACUGUAAAUAGUACAGGCCAACUUAAAAUAUAUGAUUUACGGAGUAAAUCUGAUGAUCCCGCCCAAACUUUGUCUGUGACAGGAGAUUUAACACCCUUACAAUGUGUGGAUAAGCAUCCUAGUCAGUCCCAUAUAGUGGCUACCGGUGGGGAUGAUGGUACCCUAGGGAUCUGGGACUUACGGCACGAUAAAUUUCCGGUAUCACUCAUGGAGGCACACUCAAGCACUGUGUGGGAGUUAAAAUUUCACAAAACAAGUCCAGACCAUUUAUUUACAUGUUCGGAUGAUGGUAGUUUAUGGCAUUGGGAUUCCACACAAAUAAAUUCCUUUUCUAUGGCAGCAAUUAAUCAUUAUUCAGGAACAGGUGCAGGAUCUGGUGGUGGUUCUCUCCCUUCACAAACGACAGUCAAUCCAUGGUUAGAAACAGAAAUAGCUAAGAACAAAAUGGAGAUCACAUCCUUAUUAUCUGACAAAUCACUUCCUAUUAAUUCAUUAGACAUUACAGGUCAUGCUUUACUCUGUGGCAAUGACGGAGAGACAAUAUUUACAUUGAAUCUACCAGCACUCAGAUAGCAUUAGCUAGAAGUACAAGGAGGAGAGGUUAAAGGUUGUUCCAGUAUUCUGUGGAAACAAGAAUUGAUUGAUUCAGAGUCUGAGCAAACAUUGUUAGGGCUUGUUUAUAAGGGCCUUCAAUGCUUGUCAAAUUGCCAUUCUGAGUGACAAUGUUAUGUACAGUAAAUUGAACAAGAAAAGUAUUGAAAGUUAAUGAUUUAGUAAUGGCAAACCAAGUAUGCUGAAUACAAUGUUGUAAGAAUUCUGGAAAUACACAUCUAUUCCUGUAUUGAAAUCAUUGUAAAAUGUAUACUAACUUAUCAGCAUUUAAAUACCUGUGUUGAAGCUAUUGAUUUUCAUAUUAAAUUAAUGUAAAAUAGUUUACAAGAAAUCAUUUUAGUAUUGAACGAAAAGAUAUUUAUCAAUUUAAUUUACAAAUCUAUUUCAUGCUCAGAAAUAUUACUUUAAUAUACAAAUUGAUUUAAUUUUGGAAUACAUUUCAUACCCAAUAAUAUCAUUGAAGACUGAUUAUUUUUAAGGAAGUUUAGUACUAUAUAGUAUAACAGGUUACUUUUAAGUGUAGCCCAUUUUCUGUUGUUUAAUGAACUAUUUGGAGCAAUUUUGUUGUACAUACAUGUAUUUGUCAUUUGAUGGAAGUCAUUAAAUGUACAUUAUUUUACUAUGUCCUACUUUUGUAAAACAAAAUAUUUAAUGUUUAAAAUAAUACAAAAAAUAAAGAGGAGGCGAGUUUAAAAUUUUA